Erigeron canadensis is the source of this 1497-nucleotide messenger RNA. Its product is annotated as protein ANTHESIS POMOTING FACTOR 1. The transcript is spliced from 11 exons. Gene Ontology annotation, molecular function: protein binding; chromatin binding. Gene Ontology annotation, cellular component: Set1C/COMPASS complex. The record is from RefSeq and is a predicted model, not a curated record. Lineage: Eukaryota; Viridiplantae; Streptophyta; Magnoliopsida; Asterales; Asteraceae. The coding region runs from base 148 to 1152 and encodes 334 amino acids.
AAUCAAAACCCCAAUUCCCUCCAUAAAUCUCACACCAUCCUUUGCCCUAAUUUUCCAGAUAUACAACAUACAUCUAUAUAUCUAUACAUACAGAAACAGCGAGAUAAAAAAAAAAAAAUUCGACCUGUCAUUCGUAGAAGCUAACUUAUGGCAGGUGGUGGACAAAUAUCAGAUGGAGAAGAUAAGGUAUCAUUAGAGCUAACUGAAGAAAUUAUUCAGAGUAUGGAAGUCGGCAUGGCGUUCCGUGAUUAUAGUGGUAGGAUAAGUUCAAUGGAUUUUCAUAAGACGUCAAAUUUUUUGGUGACUGCUAGUGAUGAUGAGUCCAUUCGACUCUAUGAUGUGGCUAAUGCAACAUGUUUGAAGACAAUUAAUAGCAAAAAGUAUGGGGUUGACCUGGUUUCCUUCACAUCGCACCCUACUACUGUCAUAUACUCCUCUAAGAAUGGAUGGGAUGAAUCUCUUCGGCUUCUCUCGUUGCUUGACAACAAGUACUUGCGCUACUUUAGAGGUCAUCAUGACAGGGUUGUCUCUCUUAGUUUAUGUGCCGGGACAGAUUGUUUUAUAUCUGGCUCCCUCGAUAGAACUGUUCUGCUAUGGGAUCAAAGAGCCGACAAAUGUCAGGGUCUUUUACGUGUUAAAGGAAGACCAGCUACAGCUUACGACGAUCAGGGGCUUGUAUUUGCAGUUGCUUUCGGAGGAUCCAUAAGAAUGUUUGAUUCUCGCAAUUAUGAAAAGGGUCCCUUUGAAAUAUAUUCUGUUGGUGGAGAUUUGUCGGAUGCAAACGUUGUUAAAUUCAGUAAUGAUGGUAGACUCAUGCUUUUGACAACUAUGGACGGCCGUAUUCAUGUACUUGAUUCCUUUCGCGGCACACUCCUGUGCACCUAUAAUGUGAAACCAGUUUCAAGUCAUUCCACUUUGGAGGCCUCUUUUAGUCCUGAAGGAUCGUAUGUAAUAUCAGGGUCAGGCGAUGGCAGCGUGUAUGCUUGGAGCAUUCGGAGCGGCAAAGAAGUGGCUAGUUGGCUAAGCACUAUAAACGAACCCCCUGUUAUAAAAUGGGCCCCAGGCAGUUUAAUGUUUGUUACCGGCUCUUCCGAACUAUCAUUUUGGAUCCCAGAUUUAUCAAAAUUGGCAGCAUAUGUUGGAAGAAAGUAACUUUGUACACAAGAAGCUAAUUUAAAGAGUAUUUGGAUGGCUGCUGUUUCUCCAAUGAUAUUGUAUUUUUGUAUGAUCUACGUGUUGCUUGCUCUCAGAUAAUAUGGACUUGUUCUAGUCGGCUGUCUUCAGCAUGCAAAUCCCAUCACAGGUACUGCAGUAUGUACAGCUUGAAAAUCUAGCCAUUAUUACUUUUUUGCUGUACAAAAGUGUAAUAUAAAUUAACCCGAUCUCAGUUUUACAUAUUCUUGACUGUAGUAGUAACAAUCUUGAAUUUUGCUUUUACGAGUAGAUAACAUGGCUCAUUUGUUAUAAUCUCACUGCUAUUUAACAUAUUAUGUACAA